CAAUGUUUCAAUUGUUUUAUUAAUAAAAAGCACGAACAUGAAGUAUUGUAGCGUAAACUGUGUGUGAUUUUAUCACAUGGCUUUUGGUAAAUUAGCCCAAAAUUUAUUUCAAGAAGUUUGCUUACACGGCAUCGACGGCACUGCAUACAGUAGUGCACAUGAAGUUCAACAGGAAUAUACGUUGAUUCUGAACUGAAGGCUCGAAGUUGUUCGAAUCUUCGAUCAUAUUUUUUCCGUGCAAGUUUAUUAUGUUUGAGCCAGAAUUUACACCCAAAACAAUUUUUUAUUUGAAGGGUAUUCCGUAAUAAAUGUGUUUGUGAAAUGACUUAAUAUUAGUACAACCAUUUGUGACCAAUGAUUUUCCGUUUCGGAAAAGUGCAAAUUCCGUUUCCGUUUCCGACAUAAAAAUUCAGUUUCAACUUUACACGUUAAAAAACUCUCUAUUAACCAACGGCCGAUUCAGUUCCGGAGUUGGCAAUUUUCAAAAUUUUACGGAUCCAAUGUUAUAGAGAUAAGCAGUAAAAACAAGUUAGAAACAUGCAACAGCCGUUGCGUUAUCAUUGCACCAAGACAGAAACAGAACGUCAGCCAUUUUGUUUUCACUUUGGCGACAAAAUGUUGAAAGUUUAUGGUUGAUUUGUGACCUUUAUGAGUGAACAAUCAAUGUGUGAGUUCAUAUAGAGCAGGGAUAAUGGAGUUGACAAUGAAUCGUUCCUCCUUCUUGAUCCUGAAACAAUCAAAGAGCUGAUACCAAAAGUAGGACCAAGGAUGAAAUUUCUAAAGAAAUACAGAGAUUACACAGCCAAGCCCAAUGCAGUUGACGAAUUGCAAAUGGAGAAUGAAGCAGUUGCCAUUGUAGAAAUUGAAGCCAACGGUGCAGCCGAGGAAGAGAAUGACGUAAAUGAUGCAGAUGAGAUUGUGCAGAUUGUGCAGAAGAAGAAAUUGGAUGAAGAAGACAAAAGCCAUGAGAGUACACCAAAGAGAGCAAAAUAUCUAUUUGAUAUUGAAGGCAUUCUUCUGAACAGCAAACAAGGUAACCUCGUGGAAAGGAUGAAAAAGGAUAGGAUGCUUCUACCAACAAAUCGGAGAACAUUAGUGCAGACUCUAGUCAGCCAUAUGAUAGAGAAACAUGGUUUUAAUCCACCAGCUUGCAUCAAAGAAACCUUGGCCAGCAGCCUUGUUGAGGAGUACGCCUUUCUUAAAGACACAGAAGGCAUAACAGGAUACGAGCAGUGGUUUGUGAAAGGCAGAAAAAAUUAUCCUGCCGGUGGCAGCCUCGAAGACCGAUUACGGUAUGUCAGGAUGAAACAUUUCAAGCACAUGAGAGAGACCACCGGGACCACUUCUGGGACAACUAGUGAAAAGAAGAAUCUUAGCAAGACACCUGUGAAAAGGAAGGAACUAACAACCCUGGUUGAACUGACCGAGUCACAAGUUAAAGAAGCAAUAACAUGGAUGAAACAUAAUGAAGAACCAAAGGCAAUGUUAUUUGAGUACAUGGCCAACACCUGUAAACAACGUUACAACUGGAUCAAGACAGAUAGCCCAACUACAGCAGAGAUCCUGGAGGUGUAUCCUCGGCUGUUAGAUCCAGGAAUUGUUGAGCAAGAUUCCGACUGGCGAUCUCUGAAGAGACUAACCAGCUUUAUGCUAAGUGGCCUUCUUUUUCCAAACAAGUGUACAAGUACAACUCGAAGGUACUCGGGAUCAAUUGGGAAAAGCAGUUGGAUGUAGGAGAGAUCGAUUUUGGCAACUUGACAGAAGAGGAGUGUCAAGAACUGGCUUUCUCAGUUUUGCCAUUACUUUUUGUGGGGAGGAGCAAAGGCAUGAAAGGGAGAUGUACCCCUGCAG
Messenger RNA from Asterias rubens (European starfish), 1851 nucleotides. RefSeq lists its product as uncharacterized. NCBI's taxonomy places the organism in Eukaryota, Metazoa, Echinodermata, Asteroidea, Forcipulatida, Asteriidae. The transcript is spliced from 9 exons. The record is from RefSeq and is a predicted model, not a curated record. Bases 769 to 1734 code for a protein of 321 amino acids.